UAGACCGACGGAGCUGGAACCGCUCACAUCACAUUCUUCAUCUCAUCAGAGCCCGGUGAAGGACCUACCCAGCAUACAACAUCACUUAGCUAGCUAGGUUAUUGGACCUCUGACUAAACGAUACGAAUAGAGACCUAAAACCUCUCGAUUUACUAGCUAGCUAGCUAGCUAUCAUUUUCAUUUACUGUCAUCCAUGAGAUUCUUCAGGCUAUCAUUCAAGUGCUUCGUCGACUGCUUUUGAAUUCCCUCUCCCCAACGUCUGACGCGACGCUUUGUAAAUAUUGCAUUUAUUGUUGAAGGGCACCAACUCGUUAUGAUAAAUUAAAAAAUCUACAUUUUUUUUUGAUAACAAGAAGGCGAAAAAGAAACCAAGGAAAGAACUGGAGAACUGCAUAGCUUCUCUCGCUGUCUCUCUCCCCCUCCGAGGCGCACUGAGUAUCUUGAUAUAGCGUCACUAGCUACUAGCUAGCUGCACUUGGCUCUACCCACCUAACGUUACCCGGUUUAUUUAAACCUAAUCAAUCAACAUGUCGCCAGAAGUGGAAGAGAACUCCCCAGGUGAUGUGCGGCUCUCCCAGAUGGAAGCAGGGAUUCCAUCUGAGGAGGAGGGUGGUGUGGCUCGCCCCCUAGUCCCUGUGCCUGGGGUUGGGGUGGGGGCAGGGGGGUGUGAGGGAGGGGGAGGACAGACCCAAACACAGCCUCAGGUCCAGGCUACAGCAGUACCGUAUGUGGAGAGAGAGACCUGGACCAGACAGAUGGACUUCAUCAUGUCCUGUGUGGGCUUCGCUGUGGGGCUGGGCAACGUGUGGCGCUUCCCUUACCUCUGCUACAAGAACGGUGGAGGCGUGUUCCUGAUCCCCUACAUGAUUAUUGUGUUCAUCGGAGGUAUUCCCGUGUUCUUCCUGGAAAUCGCUCUUGGUCAGUUCAUGAAGCAAGGAGGGGUCUCUGCAUGGAACAUUGCCCCUCUCUUUAAAGGUCUUGGCCUGGCCUCCAUGGUAAUAGUGUUCUUCUGUAACACCUACUACAUCAUGAUCCUGGUGUGGGGCUUGUACUUCCUGCUUCACUCCUUCACCAACCCAUUACCCUGGGCUACCUGCGGGCACCCCUGGAACACCCUCAACUGCACCGAAAACUUCCGCCGGGCUUGCCACAACCGCAGCACCCUGCCUCUCCUCUCCUCCACCCCCGAUCCCUCUAUCCCCACCUCCCUCCUCUCGUCGGUGGUAUCCUCCCCACUCAACCUCUCAUCCUCUACUCUGCUCCUCUUCAACGGCAGCUGCGUGGAACCAGAGGGCAUGCGCUCGCCAGUCAUUGAGUUCUGGGAGCGUAAGGUGCUCCGUCUCUCUGGUGGUCUGGAUGAGCCUGGUGACAUCAGCUCUCACAUGGUCCUCUGUCUGAUCGCCACCUGGGUUAUUGUUUACUUCUGCAUCUGGAAGGGAGUCAAAGGCACAGGCAAGGUAGUGUACUUCACAGCUCUGUUUCCUUACCUGGUCCUGGUGGUUCUGUUGGCCCAUGGUGUAACCUUACCUGGAGCGCUGGAUGGGAUUGUGUACUAUCUGAAACCAGACUGGUCCAAACUCUGGGAAGCCCAGGUGUGGAUCGAUGCUGGCACUCAGAUCUUCUUCUCCUAUGCCAUUGGUCUGGGUGCUUUAACUGCCCUUGGCAGCUACAACCGCUUCCACAACAACUGCUACCAAGAUGCGUUUGUUCUAGCUAUGAUCAACAGUGGGACCAGUUUCUUUGCAGGGUUUGUGGUGUUCUCAGUGCUGGGCUUCAUGGCUGCAGAGCAGGGGGUCGACAUCAGCAAGGUGGCCGAGAGUGGUCCAGGCCUGGCCUUCAUAGCCUAUCCCAAGGCUGUUACUCUGAUGCCUAUGGCUCCAGUCUGGGCAGCGCUCUUCUUCUUCAUGCUGUUGGUACUGGGCCUGGAUAGCCAGUUUGUUGGGGUGGAGGGCUUUGUCACGGGGGUCAUGGACAUGCUACCGCCCAAAUCUAUGGCGGGCUCGCUGCGUCGUGAGGUUGUCGUGGCGAUAUGCUGCAUCACCUGCUUUUUCAUCGACCUCUCCAUGGUAACAGAGGGAGGGAUGUAUGUGUUCCAGCUGUUUGACUACUACUCUGCCAGUGGGAUCACACUGCUCUGGCAGGCCUUCUGGGAGUGUGUGGUGGUGGCCUGGGUCUAUGGUGCAGAUCGUUUCAUGGAUGAUGUGGCUCGUAUGAUUGGCUACCGGCCGAUGCCCUACAUGAAGUGGUGCUGGUCCUACAUCACGCCCCUUGUUUGUGUGGGAGUGUUCCUGUUCCACGUGGUGAACUACAAGCCCCUGACCUAUAACUCAGUGUAUACCUACCCCUUGUGGGGGGAGGCGCUGGGCUGGUGUCUGGCCCUCUCCUCAAUGCUCUGCAUCCCCAUCACUGUCCUCUACAAACUACUGCGCUGCAAAGGAUCCUUCACAGAGCGUUGGCAGCACCUGACCACUCCGGUGUGGGGUCGACAUCACAUGGAGUACUUGGCUCCUGAGUCUGAGGCCAAACUGCUGCCCCCUAAUGGCCAGACCAAAAACACUUUGCUGUUUGAGAGUGUCAUCUGACCAUCUGAGCCCCACAGAAUCCACCCCCUCGUUUCCCACUCAGAACCCUACGUCCCAAAUACACACUCACACAAACACACAUAGAUACAUACACACACCCUGCCUUGGCCCAUCCAUAAAUGCACAGGAAGGCCACUCUGAAGCCGAUCAAACACACACACUGAACAGCCCUGGACCAAUGGACCAAAGAAAAGAUGGGACAAAAGCUCAGAUACACAAUCAAUACAGGCUGACAUUCUUUCUGUUUUCCUCUACCUCUCUCUCUCUCUCUCUCAAGGGCUCUGAGUCUCUGUGCCUCAGUGCUGUCCUUUCCUGCCUCGUCCUGUGAUUGUGUUGUGAUGUCGAAUGCAGCUGCGAUAUUUGCCCCCCCAUCCCAUCCCACCUCUACUGUGCCUCUCCCUUUUUCCUCUCUUGUCUGUGUGUGUCCCUCUCCUCCAUGUGUAAUGGAUUCUGUGGGGCGGUUCAGUGCUGCUGACCCAGUCUGUAGUAACCCAACAUACCCUGUUGAUGGUGCUGAAUGAGUAUUACUGAUCCCAAGCUGGCAAACACUUAUCUGUCUACUGUAGAUCUGACUGUGUGUGUGUGUGUGUGUGUGUGUGUGUGUGUGUGUGUGUGUGUGUGUGUGUGUGUGUGUGUGUGUGUGUGUGUGUGUGUGUGUGUGUGUGUGUGUGUGUGUGUGUGUGUGUGUGUGUGUGUGUGUGUGUGUGUGUGUGUGUGUGUGUGUGUGCGCGUGUGACUUAAGGCGAGAGGUACUGUGCUCUAUGUUAUCUGUGUCCGUCUUUGACUCUGAGCUCAACCUGUCACCCGACCACUAUUUUCUAUCCUCCCUCAUCAGUCAAACUGUUAAGAAACCUCCCUCUGUAAAUGAGAAAAACAGCUAAGCAUCACCACUUUUAGUGUAACUAACUAACUUACUAACUUAAGUGUCUUGAGUAUUGUGUGAGUCUGUGAAUCAGUGUUAAUAUUCGGGAGGGGAUUGUAAUCAGCAUUUCCACCUUGUGAGAGAGAGAGAGAAGCCUACUGAUUUAGAAAGAGGGAGAGGGAGGGAGAGAGAAGCCUACCAAUGGAGAAAGAGGGAGGGAGAGGGAGGGAGAGAGAAGCCUACCAAUGGAGAAAGAGAGCGGGGGAGAGGGAGGGAGAGAAGCCUACCAAUGGAGAAAGAUAGCGAGGGAGAGGGGGAGAGAAGCCUACCAAUGGAGAAAGAGAGCGAGGGAGAGGGAGGGAGAGAAGCCUACCAAUGGAGAAAGAGAGCAAGGGAGAGGGAGGAGAGAAGACUACCAAUGGAGAAAGAGAGCGAGGGAGAGGGAAGGAGAGAAGCCUACCAAUGGAGAGCGAGGGAGAGGGAAGGAGAGAAGCCUACCAAUGGAGAAAGAGAGCAAGGGAGAGGGAGGGGGAGAGAAGCCUACCAAUGGAGAGGGAGGGAGAGAGAGAGAAGCCUACCAAUGGAGAGAGAGAGAGAAGCCUACCAAUGAAGAGCGAGGGAGUGGGGGGAGAGAGAGAGAAGCCUACCAAUGGAGAAAGAGAGAGAAGCCUACCAAUGAAGAGCGAGGGAGUGGGGGGAGAGAGAGAGAAGCCUACCAAUGGAGAGAGAGAGAGAAGCCUACCAAUGAAGAGCGAGGGAGUGGGGGGGGAGAGAGAGAGAAGCCUACCAAUGGAGAAAGAGACUGAGGGAGAGCAAUGUGUCUUAAUGCCAAGCCAAGAGAGAAGCAAUAAAAGACCAGAUGGAAACUUUAUUUUUUAUUCUCUUUAUUUGCAUAGACACUACCAAUAUUAUUCAUACAAAUACAUGUAUUAACAGAUACUCUCAAAGCUCAAUCACCUCUGACGGUUGCUAUAGAGAGAGUGACACAUUCAUAG
Molecule: messenger RNA, 4439 nt
Organism: Oncorhynchus keta (chum salmon)
Lineage: Eukaryota; Metazoa; Chordata; Actinopteri; Salmoniformes; Salmonidae
Product: sodium- and chloride-dependent creatine transporter 1
Exons: 14
Coding region: 528-2582 (684 amino acids)
Biological process (GO): sodium ion transmembrane transport
Cellular component (GO): membrane
Source: RefSeq, a predicted model, not a curated record